CACUUACUCAAGUCAGUCAUGGUCACAAAUUUUGAAAAACUUUAAUUUGCUGUGGAAAAUUGAACUUUUCAACCAUGAAAAUGCCAGCAUAUAUGGAGGUUGAUAAAGAGAAGAAUUACGUGGAUAAUUUGUUAUGUUUGGAUCAAGAAACAAGACUUGAAGCAGUUUCGAGCAUCAAGAAUAUUGUGAUUGGCAACAAGGCAAAAAAGAGUCUUCUGAUAGAUCUUGGGAUUAUUCCAAGAUUAAUCGAGGUCAUGUCCAGAGAAGAUGCAAGUCCUGAAUUUGUUGUUGAAGCAGUGGUGUUGCUGGGUAGUUUUGCAAGAGCAGGGACAAAGGAAAGUAUUGAUGUUCUUCUACGGCACCAUGCUCAUGAGGUACUUCUCAAAGGAAUUUGUCAUGAAAAUAGACAAAUAGUAGAAGCAUCGGCAAGAUCUCUACGGACCCUGUAUUUAUCUAACCAAACACCUUCUGACCCAAUAUAUGAGAACCCAAGUGUAGUCCCUCAUCUAGUAGAACUCCUGUCUGGUUCCUAUACUGAAGCUGAAAGUGCAGCCACCAUCAUUUCCAAAUGUUGUCAGAGCUCUUCACAUCAAGCUCUUUUGUGCAACACAGGAGCUAUUGAUGCUUUGCUGCCUCUGUUGUCGUGCAAUAUCCCUAAGAUUCAGCUACCAGCAUUGCAUUGUUAUGCAGCUGCGUCACACCAGAAUGGCUCUGUUUCAUUGGCUAUGAUGUCAGCUUCUUAUCAAGGACAAGGCCUUCUUGAAGUUCUGACAAAGUUAUUAUCUAGAGACGGACCAGAUAAUAUUCAGCUAGGAGCUGCAAAAUGUUUAACCAAUAUGUUCAGAGCAGGUGCCUACACAGCAGCAGACAACCAUGCACUUCUUCUUAAAGUUUUGAGUACAACUGUACGGCUAUGCAGAACAGACAAACCAGCCUGUAUGAGAGCUGAAGCUGCUGAAACUCUUGCUUAUCUUAUAGAGGAGGAUAUUGAGCUGCAGAGAUUGGCUGCUAUUUCAGACCACCUUAUCAAGACAAUGAUUGGUUUUCUCCAAAAAAAUGAUAUGGAUAAUGAUACCUAUGCUUUGAUGAGAGAGAGUGCCUUCAAAGCUUUAGCUUCACUGGGAGCAACUGAUGAAAAUAUUCGUAAGAAGAUAAUUGAAAAUGAUAGUACAAUGGACCAUGUAGUGACAGGCUUAGAGGACCCCAAUCCUCACGUCCAACUAGCUGCUGUCAAAUGCCUUCACAGCCUGUCUCGGUCAGUACAGCAGUUAAGGACAAGCUUUCAGGACACGGCUGUCUGGAAGCCUAUAAUCAAGAUAAUGAACAAUGCUGAUGAAGGAAUGUUAACUGUCUGCUCAUCGGCGCUGUGCAAUUUGUUGCUUGAAUUUUCACCGAGUAAAGAGCCAAUCCUAGAAGCUGGUGCGGUGGUAUUAUUGGCCAGUUUAACCAGAAGAUCAGAAAAAUCMUUGAAACUGAAUGGCAUCUGGGCGCUGAUGAACAUGGCCUACCAAGCAGAUGAAACAACCAAAAACAAGAUUAUGGAGGUACUGGGACCCGCACACUUAUUCAGUCUGUUAGAAGACCCUGAUACUGAUGUAGUUAUGAAGGCACUGGGGCUCAUGAGGAAUCUCUUAUCGGGACGAGAGGAUAUCAACCGCAUCAUGGAAAUGCACGGGAAUCAUGUGAUGGAGAGUGUUAAACCGAUCCUGGACAGUGAACUGCAGACAGUCCAAGUCAAAGAACAGGCUUUGUGCGUCAUAGCUAAUAUUGCUAAUGGUACUUCAGCGAAAGAGUUUAUCGUACGAGACGAAGUUUUACUAAAACGAUUAAUGCAUUACAUGAUGCACGAAAGCGUCAAGUUACAAAUGGCUGCGACCUACUGUAUCUCGAACCUCGUCUGGAAUACUGAAGAAGGAGCAUUAGAUCGGCAAAUAAAACUACGAGAUAUGGGUGUACAGAAACUGCUGCAGUCACUAUUAACAACAUCUGAUGCUCAUCUGUUUGAAAGGGUGAAGACAGCACUGCAGCAGUUCACGUGAAUCACAAAUGGGCCAAUGCAUUUGGCUUUUUAUAAAUGAAUCUUGACUUCCUGUAAUAUUGGAAAACUCCCCUCCCCCCCUCUACAUUUAUCAAUGAAUCUUAACUUCCUGUAGAAUUGGAAAAA
This is a messenger RNA of Actinia tenebrosa (Australian red waratah sea anemone), 2164 nucleotides long. Its product is annotated as armadillo repeat-containing protein 8. Gene Ontology annotation, biological process: proteasome-mediated ubiquitin-dependent protein catabolic process. Gene Ontology annotation, molecular function: protein binding. NCBI's taxonomy places the organism in Eukaryota, Metazoa, Cnidaria, Anthozoa, Actiniaria, Actiniidae. The record is from RefSeq and is a predicted model, not a curated record. Gene Ontology annotation, cellular component: GID complex.